AUGCACACAGAUGACUCGCAAUAUCAACGCAUUUUGUGGCGAAACGAAGCAAAUGAAAUUCAGGAGUAUUGUCUCACGACAGUCACAUUUGGGACUGCUUCCGCUCCAUAUACCGCGAUACGAAUCCUCCACCAACUGGCUGAAGACGAAAGUACAUCGUAUCCGUUAGCAGCACCUGUCCUUCGGAAUGAAAUGUAUGUUGACGACUUACUAUCUGGCGGUCACUCCGUUGAGAUCGCCACCGAAAUUCGCAAACAAGUAACCUUAGCAUUGCGCUCCGCUGGCAUGGAACUUCGAAAAUGGAGCAGCAACUCAUCGGCGGUGCUGGACGGUAUUCCCACCGAAAACAGGUCAGACAGUAAUGCCUUACAGUUAAAUAGCAGCGAUACCGUCAAAACCCUUGGCAUUCUGUGGCAACCGAACAAGGACGUUUUUAAAUUCCGGUUCAACUUCGAAAUUGAUUUUACUGCCACCAAACGGUCAGUGCUCUCAACUAUAGCUCGUCUGUACGACCCACUGGGAUUAAUUGCACCGGUUAUUGUAGCAGCCAAAAUCAUCCUGAAAUCGGUAUGGUCCUUUAAGGUACAACGCGAUGAGCACACGUUCACACCAUUGGCAUGGGAUGAAACGCUACCAACAAAUCUAAAUCACCAAUGGCAACGUUUUCUAAAUACUGUAUCGGAGCUGCCCUGCAUCACGGUGCCGAGAUGGUUGAACUAUGAGCCAAAUCAUGUUAAAUCAUUACAACUCCAUGUAUUUUGCGAUGGCUCGACGCUGCAUAUGCAGCAUGUGUUUAUCUACGGGUAG
This is a messenger RNA of Rhagoletis pomonella (apple maggot), 807 nucleotides long. RefSeq lists its product as uncharacterized. The transcript has a single exon. Bases 1 to 807 code for a protein of 268 amino acids. The record is from RefSeq and is a predicted model, not a curated record. Lineage: Eukaryota; Metazoa; Arthropoda; Insecta; Diptera; Tephritidae.